Molecule: messenger RNA, 1983 nt
Organism: Drechmeria coniospora
Lineage: Eukaryota; Fungi; Ascomycota; Sordariomycetes; Hypocreales; Ophiocordycipitaceae
Product: bZIP transcription factor
Exons: 1
Coding region: 1-1983 (660 amino acids)
Cellular component (GO): RNA polymerase II transcription regulator complex; nucleus
Molecular function (GO): transcription cis-regulatory region binding; DNA-binding transcription activator activity, RNA polymerase II-specific
Source: RefSeq, a predicted model, not a curated record
AUGGCUCGCUCACCAGCGUUGGCUCCACCGGCGGCGGCCAUCGUCCCGACCCCUCACCACCAACGCGAGGUGAACAACCAUCCUCCUCCUCCGCAAAUCUCAUCUCGGUUGGCAUCAUCGCCCAAGCACGCGCCAUCGUUGGCAGGUACCCCCUCCGCCACCUCGCACGCUUCCGCCUCGGCGCCGACGCCCCGCGCUCCCCUUCCCGACAAGCAGCCGAGGCCAAAGGCGGCUGGUGCGAAAACUCUGGUUGCCUCGACUUCCCUGCCUCGCCUCUCCGCGCCGCCGGUGGAGAAGAUGACGAUGGCCGCCGUCGUCGGCCCGACGGCCGCUCCUCCAGAGGGGCCGAAGAUGUCGAUGACGUCCAAGGAAUGGGUCAUCCCCCCCCGCCCGAAGCCUGGCCGCAAGCCGGCGACGGACACGCCGCCGACGAAGCGAAAGGCCCAAAACCGUGCCGCCCAACGUGCCUUUCGCGAGCGGCGGGCGGCAAGGGUCGGCGAGCUCGAGGAGCACCUCGAGCAGCAGCGUGAUCUUCGCGACAAGACGGAAGCCGAGCUCAAGGACAAGAUUCACGGGCUCGAGCUCGACCUGCAGUCCUUUCGCUCCCGCUGCAUGCUCCUGGAGAACAUGCUCGAGCGGGAGCGUCAGGACCGGCUCCUCGCCGAGACGCAGGCCGAGACGCCGAGGCGUCGUCGGGGGGACGGGGAUGUUUUGUUUCGGGCCCAGAGCGUAAGCGAGCCCCUUCGUCACGCGUACAGCCGCCCGCGGAGCCCGACGCAGGCGAUGGCGACGCACGGCACGUCGGACCAUCGGCACGCCCCUCCGAGCAGCAGCAGAAACUUUUCCAUCUCGCACAUCAUCACGCCCCCGGACGUGCUGGACAUGGGCGACGGCGAGGCGGCCCUCACCUGCGGCAACUGCUCGCCCGCGGGGCCCUGUCCCUGCGCCGACGAGGCGCUCGCCUCGGUUUCCAACGCCUGCGGCCGAUGCUCGUUCGGCUCUCCCUGCCAGUGCCUCGGUGACAUUGAGGCGGUGACGGGCGAGGCGCAGGAACCAAUCUUGAAGCGGCCGUCGUCGCCGUCGUCGAACCCAACCCCGCCCGGCGCCGCCAAGCGCCAGCGAUGCAACCCCGGCGCCGUGGCGGCCGUCGAGGUCGACUUUACCGCCAUCUUCGCCCGAAAGUCGGCGCCGGCAAGCUCCGUUCCUCCGUCGCCCUACCAGCUGCCGCCCUCGGACAGCCAGGUGCCCUCGGCCUCGACGGACGCGAUGCCUUUCAAGGACAGCUGCGGCUUCUGCAAGGACGGCACCUACUGCGUGUGCGCCGAGGAGGCGGCGGCCAUGACGACGCCCGCCAUGACGACGCCCGCCAUGACCCCCACGGCCGACGCCCUGCCGCCCAUGUCCCACCAGACGCAGACACCGCCGCCGUCGGAGCCGGACACGUUCGUCUCGACGCCGCUGUCGAUGGAGAUGACGGCCGACGGUGCCGUCAAGCUGCCGCGUCGAAGGCGGCCAAAGGCGGCUCACAAGAAGCCCACCACGGCCGACUCGCGCGGCUGCGGCGCCGACGGUCCCGGCACCUGCGCCCAGUGCCAGGCCGACCCCAAGGCCGGUCUCUUCUGCCGCCUCAUGUCGGCCAAGUUUGACCGCGAGAACGGCGGCCCCGGGGGCGGCUGCUGCGGCGGCAAGGGUCCCGGCGGAGGCUGCUGCAAGUCGGGCGGGCCCGAGAAGGAAAAGGUGACGCUCCCGAGCCUGCCCAGCCUCGGCCUGAGCUGCGCCGAGGCGUACCAGACGCUGUCGAGCCACAGGAACUUUGACCGGGCCGCCGACGAGAUCGGCACCUGGCUUCCCAAACUCAAGGCGACGACGCCCAACAGCCCGCGCGACGACGCCCACCGGGGCCGGCACGCCGUCGAGGUGGAGGCGGCGAGCAUCAUGAGCGUGCUCAAGGAGUUUGACGUCCGCUUCGGCAGAGAGUGCUAG